Molecule: messenger RNA, 348 nt
Organism: Protopolystoma xenopodis
Lineage: Eukaryota; Metazoa; Platyhelminthes; Monogenea; Polystomatidea; Polystomatidae
Source: the annotation of a GenBank genome assembly
AUGUUACUACUGUCUUGGGGUCAAAUGACCAGUUCUCAUUAUCCACUUGCUCUUAAUCUGCCGACCAGCCAUCUCAACCAGACUCGACACGAUCGACUCUACGGCCAUGAUGACUAUGACAAUUUACCGUUUCGUAAAACCAGCCUCUUUGAGACUCUCGGUCUUGGCCUGCAGACCUCAGGGCCUGAUGCUACCGAACUGUCCGACUUCUCCAUCGGCCCUGGGGACUCGGACUUUGGACCGCUGGGGACUCGGGCUCCUGCUAUUUGUAACUUUGAUAGUCCGUGCGGGUACUGGCAUCAUCAGACUGACGAGACGGAUCAUUGCAGCUGUGAGGAGUGUUGGUGA